Molecule: messenger RNA, 3883 nt
Organism: Daldinia loculata
Lineage: Eukaryota; Fungi; Ascomycota; Sordariomycetes; Xylariales; Hypoxylaceae
Product: WD40 repeat-like protein
Exons: 2
Coding region: 52-3654 (1200 amino acids)
Biological process (GO): tRNA methylation
Cellular component (GO): cytoplasm
Molecular function (GO): protein binding
Source: RefSeq, a predicted model, not a curated record
AUUAUUCAUUAUUCAGUCACACAUGGAAAUCACAACGAGUAAUCGAACCCGAUGUCUCGCGAGCUGGCUGCUCUCGGAAACCUCUACAGGGAACAUGUGCUGAAUCCUAUUACGGCUCUGGCCUUCUAUACGUCACAGGAUAACGGACAACAAUAUCUCUUAGCUGGAGAAGACACAGAUAUUAAGAUAUAUCAUGUUCAAACCUCUUGCUUUUGCGGCCAGCUACCCAUAUUCCAGGCUCAGUCCAUCCACGGAAUCUCUAUACCGUCGCUAGAUGCAUCUAAGCAGCCUCAUCUGAUCUUGAUCUGGGGCGGGCACCAUGUUAAAGUUCUAUCUAAUGACAUAAUUGAAGGUAUUAUUCAAGGUCAUGUUAGAAGGCCGGAUUUGUCGAAAAAUGUGGAAGCUAGGGCGCCAGAUUGGAUUUUCGACGGGAGGAUCUCGCCCUUUGGAGACGGUCGUAUUGUGCUACUUACCGCCCAUAACGAAGUUAUCCAGGCCCAUGUAGACCAAGACCGGGGUUCUCUUAUCUUCAAUAGUAUCCAGUCACCUUCAAGGCCCAUUUUAUAUUCGGGUAACUUCUUUUGGGCGUCGAGGGAGUGCGUACUCGUGGCCGCUGGAACGGUAUUUGGAGAGAUCCUUGUCUGGAAAUGCUACCUCGAAACUGCCGAACAGAAGCAGAACUGCGAGGUCCUCUCCGUAUUUACCGGUCAUGAAGGUUCAAUCUUCGGAGUCCAUAUUUCCCCUGAGAUCCAAACUUCGCGGGGAGAGACGCUGAGGCUGCUGGCAAGCUGUAGUGAUGAUAGGUCUAUUCGAAUUUGGGAUAUCACUGAAAGACGCGGGAAGUCCGGACGCCAAUGUCAAAACGGGUAUGGGGAUGGUAUCUCAGAAGCGCGUGAGACGGGAUUCGGAUACAACGUCGAGGACACAGCCCACGACGACCAGUCGACAAAAUGCUUGGCUACGGUCAUGGGGCAUGCGUCAAGGAUAUGGCAGGUCGAAUUCCCACAAAUCCAACCCUUGUCCGAGACCUCCAAUAUCGUUGAGCUUUACUCAUUUGGUGAAGAUGCCACGGCGCAGAAGUGGAAACUCUCUUUAGACAUACAAGCUCAGGGGCUCGACGUCUCUGAUUCUUCCAGUAAGCCCAUUAACUUGACUCACCAGUCUACUGCCUCGAAUCAUAGUGGGAAACACAUCUGGUCUCACGCCAUGACAUUCAAGGGUGAAGAUCUCCUCAUUGCAACUGGCGGUGCCGAUGGAAAGAUUGCUCUAAUAGGAGCUGGCGUGGAGUCUCUAUCUCCAGGAGUGACAGGCGGUGACCAGAUAAAGCCCACCAGUAGAGUAUCGGAUGAGAGGAAAAGCGUUACGUGGUCUCUCUCAGAUGUAAUACGGUCUUCCCAAGCAAAUCAUACGACAACCGACCCUGAGAAGUCAAACGGCGUUUCGGCCGGUCUAGCCUUGGCUUCGCAGGGCACCAAAUCCAAAAAUGCAAAGGAGGGGUUCAAUCGUUAUACAUUCAUCUCCGAUAGUCGACUUCUUGCUGCCACAAAUUCAGGUCGAAUAUUUGUUGGCGUUUUUGAGGAUGGACUCGCGUGGACAGAGCUAACUCUCCCUAACGAGAUUGGACAGAUAGUCUUCUCACAUCCUCUCCUCGGAGCACCAACAACCGAUCAUAUAGCUCUCGUUGGCACGAAUAAUGGUGAAAUUUACUAUUAUGGAGAAUCGGGGGGUGCAUCUCUUCAAUUAAUGACCAAAGUGGAUGGAAAGAUAGCAGAUAUCUUCUGCCUAUCUGACGCCAGUGUAAGGACCGGUAAUAGGCAUGUGGAUUUUCUCGUUACUAUCCUGCGCAGUACCAAUGCUAUCCUCAUCCAAUUCGAUCCUCAUAAUUUGGCGCUAAAACACACCGAAGUAGCCUUAGAACCAGGUCUUAUGGUUACCGCUGCUACAUUCACUCGGGGGUAUCUUAUUCUUGGAUCCAGAAAAGGAGUCAUCGUCGUCCUUAAACAAGGCGAUAGUGGCAAGUAUUCCGUCGUUUUCACUAUCGAGGUACGGAGAGAUGAAGCAAUCACCUCGUUACUCCCCCUUGGCAAUGGUGAUGACCAACCACACAACUACAUCUUGAGCACGUGUCGCGAUGGAAGAUACAGGAUCCACGAAAUCUCAACAACGGCUAGCCAACCCAACGCCAUACUGGUUCACGAGAUAUUGCCGCCGUUUGUGUCAUCUAUCGAGGGGGCUUGGUUCUCCGAUAACGGCGAUGGGACCAAGGAUCUCAUGCUCUGCGGUUUUCGGAGUAGUAACCUAGUGGUCUGGAACGAAACCCAGCGUCACGAGGUCGCCACAGUCGAUUGCGGAGGCUCGUCACGGAGCUACGCUUGGACUCCCUUGAGAUACCGGCAUGAUGGAUUUCGAUUUGUAUUUACCAAGGCGGGGCAGAUGUACAUCUUUUCGCAGACAUGUGUACCACACAAGACGCUCAAGCCAGGGGGCCACGGCCGUGAAAUUAAGGCGGUGAGCGCCUCUACAGGGCGUUACAUUGCCACGGCCGCUGAAGACACUGUGAUACGGAUAUGGGAAUAUAACGACUACGGCUAUCAACAUAAUGAACACGAUAGCAAUGACCCUAGGUUACGCUGUGUCGCGGCGCUAGAGAGGCAUGCUACGGGUAUCCAAGCCCUAAAAUGGUACAAAAAUGAGUACCUAUUUAGUAGCGGCGGUAACGAGGAAUUCUUCGUAUGGAAGAUCAACCGGCUCCAACGUAGCGACUUUAGCGGGCUUGCCGUUGUAUGCGAAGCUGUGUUCCCCGACCGGUCCGAAGUGGGAGACGCCCGCAUUACCGAUUUUGACGUGACUUGUACCGCAUGCGAUAGUGAUGGCGGAUAUGAAUUUGUCGUAUCUAUGGCCCUAUCGAACUCAACGCUACAGACGUAUACCUACAACCGUGUAUCAGGGUUCCGUUUACUGAGGAGGUCGACGUACACGGGAGCGUGUCUUACGCAAGUACGCCAAUUAGAUAACGACCAUGUCUUGACCGCAGCCACGGAUGGAUAUUUAGCUAUCUACUCUAAAUCGAACCCUGAAGUUGAUGGUAAAAGCUCGGGUGAUGCCGACGCUGCGCUUGCCGUCACAAAACUACACCAGAACACUAUCAAAUCCCUCGAUGUGCGGCAAGUAGCUAUCCAAGAUGAUGGAGUCUCGGAAUACCUCGUCGUAACAGGCGGCGACGAUAACGCGUUGGGCGUUACACAUAUCCGUAUCUCUCAUACCCCUUCUUCCUCUUCUUCCUCUGAAUCUCAAGGAGACGCAACAACCAUCACAAUCAAGAGCAAGUCCCUCAUCCGCUCCGCGCACGCCGCAGCCAUCACGGGCGUGGCUUUCGCGCACGUAGGAGGAGACAGCGCGCUCGUCGUCACGGGGAGCAAUGACCAGCGCGUUAGGAUUUGGCGGCUGCUUGGGUGGCAGCAGCAGCAGGCGAGGGCGCAGUUGUUAGACGAGCGGUAUAGCUCUGUUGCUGAUGCGGGGGAUUUGGAUGUCUUCGGGGGUGGAGAUGAAGAUAAAGAGGGAGAGGGAGAGGGAAAUGAAAAGAGUAAGGGUAAGGGUAAGAAAAAGGUGAUAGUAGUCGGCGUUGGUCUGGAGAUCUGGGAGGUGGAAGUAUGAGGUAUGGAAAAAGGUUGAAGCGGUUGCUGGUGUGGAAAAGGGGUUUAGGCCUGGUCGUGUCUUGGUAGUAUGUCUAUAGGAGAGGAGGUACCUACGCGCCUACUUAAAUAUAUACGAUUUUAACAUUGGGUCUUGCUGGUUUUUUAUACCGUCUGCUGCCUGUACUGUACCCAUUCGAGACGACUUGAGACGAUACGAGGGUAUGCUUUAGUAGGUAGAUAGAUCGUGA